AUGUCGGCCCCGCGCGGCGUCACGUCGCAGAUGGCGAACGAGGUCGACCGUAGCGCCCAGCGAGAACAACCACCUUCUCUUGCAGACCUUCCUUGGAACAAUCCCGCCGUGACGUACACACCCGCACACUACACGCGUCGAAAUCUGCUGCAGGACCGGCUUUUGCAGAGCAACGAAUAUCAUCGCCGGCGAGUCAGGGCAGUCAUUGAGUUCUCCAGAGAUUUAUUGAUGCGGCUUGGACAGAACCAGGACGAUGACGACCUGAUACUAUACAUGAUAUCCAAAGAUCGCCUUCACGACGCAUGGAUUGAUAUCUUCCUUACAACGCCUGACUACUAUCUGCAGAUGGCACCAGCUGAGAUUCAAGAAGUAUACCAUAAGCAGAUUGCAUCAAUGUCAAAUGGGGUAAAGAUCAACGAGGAGUAUACCCUGGGUCGACCGAGAAAGCGAAAAGCUUCUGAAACUGAGAACGGGGUCCAAGUACUUCGCACAGCUAAUGCAGUUAACAAUGCAGAAGGACAAGUGCAUGAGUCUGGUAAGCGACCCCACCACGAGAUCUCCGCACUGGCAGAAGAAUCACAAUCUCAGCAUCGCUCGUCACUACCCUCCGAGAGUCUACUUUCAGCUUGUUCGUCGCAGGAGCUGGACCGCAUCUUAGACAUGUUCAUGCCAGCUCUGAGCGCUCAAGUUGCUAUCCCCACACAUGAUCCGAUAGCGUCUGCGCCAGAGCCGGUGCUCAACGCGAUGGCGGUCGCACCGGCAGUGGUAGUAGCACCUCCAAGUCAGCCCGUGAUCCCGGUAGCUAUGCCUCCAACAGGCGUAGCCCCCCAGCCUAGCUUAGCGGACCCCAUUGCUGCUUACAUGGCUGGUAACCCCUUCAGAAACACACAAGAUAUCGCCGGUCAGGGAUGUGCAGGCAUUGCAAUGUCCCGUGGUCAGAUCCGUGCCUUUGUCGAGAUUCAAGGUAGACCAUUGGCAAGCCUUCCACCUGCGGCCAACUCCCACCAUCGUCAUGAGCUGAGGGGUGUGGCUCCACCAAAAACGGUUGAUCCUACUUUGAUCAGCUGUGUCACGACUGCGCAGGAAAUUCUCACUGUAAGUCUACUGCUCCGAUCUGAAAAGCGCUCACUGAUACUCGAUCAGUUUCUUCCAUUUCAGACCGUGAACUACGAGCUUUGGGAUCGCAUUCGGAAGUCCUGGGCCCCAAAGGCGAUCGCUGAUCUCAUAGCCUAUGUUCGUCAGCUACGCUCGGGUAAGAGCUUCCACCGGACGACCUUCCACCACUAUCACGAUAACCGACCGGAAGACAUACCAGAGCAUACUUUCACCACGAACGUACCUUCAAACAUGUCACCGAGAGGUAAACUGGACAAAGAUGCCCGCACCUGGCCUCUUCACGACUACUUCCUUUACCAUCUGGGGGACGGAGUAGUGCAUUACCCCGCUGGUCGCAACGCACAGCUCAUGACGCACUGCGUUUGGCAUGUGCGGAAUGUAUCCCAUGACAUGGAUGUCAAGAUGUCGGAGAUCGUCCAGUAUGCAGCGAAGCACGGCAUAUCCGUUCCCGCUGCGGAUCUGAUUCAGCCGGACACAAACGUGGUAUUGGAAGACACGCCUUCGCCGGCCUUCCUUGCUAUGAUCCACAAACAUUUUGUAAGCAACUCCAACAUCGCCCAAACAAGAGCAAGCGACAUUAUGAAUCAGAAUAACGACCUCGCGAAUAGUGCGGCGUCUCCUUCAGGUGGCUCAGGCUACACGCUGAGUCACAUCGUCAGUCACGGCGGUGAUAACCCUGCUCAAGUCCAAGACUAUCAAGCGUCAGAUGAACUGACUCGCAACGGACUGCGCGCUGAGGCAGCGUUCAAUACACCCAUGGUCCAGCUGAUCAUCAAGGACUUCUGCGACUUGAGCGAGCGACUAGAGCAGAUCGGGGCCAUGGUUCCCACACAGAGUGGCCUACAUUACUGGGUUAGCGACUCCGCCAACGGAAGGGGUAUCAUCGUUGCCGAGUGUGUCGAACUCUUGAGGUACGCGCCCGGAUACACCGUGCGCGUUCCGCGUGACGUGCGAUUAGCAUUUGAAGCCCUCAACACCCUCGAACUCGUAAAACAAGCUAUGUAUCACAGCCUCUCGGGGUAUCUACGAUACCUCGAAACCCAACAGCCGGCGCAGGCUCUCCAAGCUUACCAACCACCACCACCACCUAUUCUACUUAAACGCCAGGACCAGAUCGUUGUACCGCAAGGACCUAGAACAUCCGGCGUUCGGUCCAGUGGUUCCGCUGGUAUUCAUCGGUACGAGUGGCCAGAGUCUCGCAAACUUGCCUGGCUUUGCAUCACCCCACGUAUGGUUCUACCUGAGAAGGCUUUAGAAUCUUCAUACUGUUCCUUCAACAGCGUAGCGCUGUGGGACCAUGUUGACGUCCGCCUGAUUGGACCCAACAUCGAGGUGACUCUUGUGGAGAUUGCUGCGGUAGGCUACUCAAUCCCUCCCCCAUACGCGCAAAAUGAACUGACGAAGGAUGCAGUUCUUUCCUCGAGCAGCCUCAUGUUGGAGGGCUAUCUGGAAGCGCUUCGAAGCGAGCGGAUGGAAUCUUCAUAA
This is a messenger RNA of Alternaria hordeiaustralica, 2601 nucleotides long. RefSeq lists its product as uncharacterized. The coding region runs from base 1 to 2601 and encodes 866 amino acids. The transcript is spliced from 4 exons. The record is from RefSeq and is a predicted model, not a curated record. Lineage: Eukaryota; Fungi; Ascomycota; Dothideomycetes; Pleosporales; Pleosporaceae.